Molecule: messenger RNA, 1729 nt
Organism: Humulus lupulus (European hop)
Lineage: Eukaryota; Viridiplantae; Streptophyta; Magnoliopsida; Rosales; Cannabaceae
Product: amino acid transporter AVT1H
Exons: 3
Coding region: 50-1510 (486 amino acids)
Biological process (GO): amino acid transmembrane transport
Cellular component (GO): vacuolar membrane
Molecular function (GO): amino acid transmembrane transporter activity
Source: RefSeq, a predicted model, not a curated record
UCCCACAUAUUUGGAGAGAACAGAUACACUUUUGAGAGAAUAUAUUAUCAUGUGGAACAAAAUAUGCAAAGCCAUAGGGAUCAAAUCCAAUAAUGAAUGCCUUAUUGCUUCCCACAACAAAAACCAAAUUGCAAGCGACUCAGCUCAUCAGUUAGGGGGAGUUCGAACAAGCUCAAUAUGUGAGACUUGUGUUGAAGAUAGCCAAUUAGUGUGCAAGUGCCACCACCAAAAUCAAAAUCAAAAUCAUGAUCAUGUCAUCUCAGCUGAUGAUAAUGCUACUAUCAACCAUGGAGGCCAUCACCAUGCCAACAGCUCUUUUGUUCAUGCCGUCAUCAACAUGACUGGAAUGCUCAUCGGGUUAGGGCAGUUAUCAGUACCAUAUGCCCUAGAGAAUGCGGGGUGGUCUUCAGUGUUCCUACUCAUACUACUGGGAAUAAUAUGUGCAUAUUCUUGUCUUCUACUUGGAAAAUGUCUUCAGAAGAAUCCCAAAUCCAAAAGCUAUAGCGAUAUAGGAGAACAAGCUUUUGGAGCCAAAGGAAAAGCCUUAGUGGCAGUAUUUGUAUACUUGGAGAUUUUCAUGACUCUUGUGUCGUAUACUAUAUCAUUGCACGACAAUAUUAUCACAGUGUUUACAGGGGUUCAACUUAAGUUUCCAAUAUGGGCCAAGUUAUCAACAUCACAUCUCCUAACUAUCAUAGCAGUUUUGGUAGCUUUGCCAAGUCUUUGGCUGAAAAAUCUGUCUUCAAUAUCUUUCCUUUCCUUUGGUGGAAUUAUCAUGUCAGCUGUGAUAUUCUCUUCUGUGGCUUCCACAGCCAUCUUUGGAGGUGUUAGAGCUGACCAUAGGAUACCAGUUCUUCAGAUCCAUAAGAUUCCUGCCAUAUCUGGGCUAUAUAUUUUCAGCUAUGCAGGACAUAUCGUUUUUCCUAAUCUAUAUAUUGCCAUGAAAGAUCCAUCCAAGUUUACCAAGGUGACCGUAGUUAGCUUCAGUGUAGUGACGGCACUCUACAUAGUGGUAGCCUUUUUGGGAGCAAAACUGUUUGGCCUACUAAUAAACCCUCAAAUCACCCUCAGCAUGCCUCCCCGUUUCAUCGGAACAAAGACAGCACUCUGGGCAACAGUCCUCACACCAAUAACCAAAUACGCACUCGAAUUCGCACCCUUCGCCAUCCAACUCGAGCAUGCUUUUCCUGCCUCGAUGAGCACUAGGACAAAGCUCAUCACCAGGGGCUUCUUAGGCUCUUUCUUUCUUUUGGUCAUACUAACCCUAGCUCUCUCAGUCCCAUACUUCGAACAUGUCCUCGGCCUCACUGGAUCUCUUCUCAGCACCGCCAUCUGUUUCAUUUUUCCUUGUGCCUUCUACAUCAAGAUAUGUUGGGGUCAGAUUUCCAAACCUGUUGUGGCUUUGAACCUCAUUUUGAUCGGCUUUGGAACUUAUCUUGGGGUGGUUGGGACUAUUUCAUCCUCCAAGAUGUUAAUUCAAAGCAUGAAGAGAACUCAUCAUUUGACUUGAGACAAGCUACACUUGGUCACAUAUAUAUAUUGCUUGUUAAUUUAUAAGAAUAUAUAUAUAUAUAUAUUAAUUAGCAUAAAUAAUUAAGCUGUUUUGUUAAUGAAUGGUUAUAUAAUCCAGCUUCUUGUACCCCAUCUAUCGAUGAUGAUUACUAGUACUUCUCUCUUGUAGCCUUAUAUAUGCAAAUAUUUUUUUUCUCUCUCUCUAAUAUAUGUACGU